AUGGACGACUACAUGUUCCGCGAGCAUGUCAGCAAGUGCCGCCAAGUCUCGGAGGCGACGCACUAUAUUGAGAUUCUCAACUAUUCUGACCAUUUCUACAAUUCGUGCGAGGAGCACCCCCUGACCAUGGAUGAGUUUGACAACUUCCUCUACCGACGGGGCGCGUUCGAGCCAGCAAAGGUCAAGGAGGGCGUCAAACUGCUUAACGGCAUCCGAUUAGUACUCCAAAAGAACGCCAAGCACAAGGAUACAUUCGCUCCGCACACAAUCUCCUUCACGCCAGAUGCCUACGAGUCCAUGGUCCGCGUCAUGCGGCUGCCCUUCAGAGCCAUCGAGGGCACCAGCGUCGUAGGGCCGUUUUUCUGGUGCGCCUACGACCAGGAUGACGAUGAUCCCACUCUCCAAAUCAUCUUCCGCAAGUCCGACGUCCGCAAAAAGGGCAAGACGCGCGGGUGGGAGAUCAUGCUCUCGCACUGCUUCAGCACCGGCAUCACGUCAGGCUUCGUCAAGGGCACGCCGAGCUCCGACAUCGUGAGCGCGAUUCAGCACCUGACGUUCUGCGCGCGGCAGGUGGGCCACCCGAUGCUACUGCCCAUCAUCAUCCUCUCGCACGACCUGUCGUCGCAGAACGACCAGAAGCAGCGCGACGCGCGCGACUGGUUGCGCAAGCUCGAGCACGCCGUCAGCAUGCGCAACGAGAUCGAGGACGAGGAGGGCUACGUCAGCAAGGACGGGUACCUCGAGGUCGACGCCAUCAGCCGCGACCUCGUCGAGUGCCACAGCCAGGUGCUAUGGAAGCGGCCGCAGGCAUAUCUGGAGAUUGUCAAGGAGAUGGAGGCCGGGCUGGAGAAGUUCAAGAAAAUGGUGCCCGCCGAGCACCUCCCGUCGGACCUGGACAAGCUGCACCGGAGCAUGAUUGCCAGGCUGGACUUCUACCGGCUGAAGCUCAAGGGUAUCGAGAAUUACCAGGCGACGACGUUGGAAAGGCUUCACAUUCAGCGGAGCGCGCUGUACAACCUACUCUCCCAGCGAGAGUCAAAGAUUCAGUUCCAGAUGGCCGGUGAGCAGCGCAGGCUGGCGCACGCUAGCAAGCGCGAUAGCACGGCGAUGAAGACCAUCUCGCUGCUCGGUGCCGUGUUCCUGCCGGGAACAUUCCUUGCGUCCGUCUUCAGCAUGACUUUCUUCGACUUCGGAAGGGAUGCGGAUCCGGUCAUCUCCAAGGAUCUCUGGGUGUACUUUGCCAUCACGAUACCGCUAACGAUCGCCAUCGUCGUUGGGUGGAUCCUGUUCGAUCGGCGGCGCGAGGGCAAGUUCGCCUCCGAGGACGCGGACCUGGAGAAGAACAUUGAGCACAUGGAGGCGGACAUCAUGGCCAUGAUGCGGAAGCGGACGAUGAGCAAGGCCAACACAUGGACAUCGGUCACGUCGCCCAUACGACCAUGA
Molecule: messenger RNA, 1443 nt
Organism: Colletotrichum graminicola M1.001
Lineage: Eukaryota; Fungi; Ascomycota; Sordariomycetes; Glomerellales; Glomerellaceae
Exons: 7
Coding region: 1-1443 (480 amino acids)
Source: RefSeq, a predicted model, not a curated record